AUGAGCGCUUCCGCCGCCGCUUCCAGCCUGCAGCCUCUGCUGGAAACCCUGGAGGACUUAUCCGCUCCGCCGGCGGAUCUUACCGACGCGCACCUCACGAUCGUCAAUCGCUUGACUGGUGAGGAAAGCAAACAAUUCACUGCAAAUGUCAGAAAACACUUUCCUCGGCUUUGCAAAGUGUUCAAGGCACAUAUUUCUAAUCAAAACUCAGAGCUGAAUAAUGCAGCAUUGCAGGCAUUGGGAUUCUGUGUUUUUAAUUCAAGCAUUGUAUCUGAAUUAUCAGCAACUGAAAUCCGAGACCUGCUGUCAGAGGUGACCAGUGUUGCUGUCAAAGCUUCAGACAAAAACACUCGCACUCGGGCACUUUGGGUGAUCUCUAAGCAGACGUUUCCUUCUGAAAUUGUUCAAAAGGAGGUGUCCAAUAUUAUUUCUACCUUGGAAACAAUCUUUACUAAAGGGGAUUUACAGUCUUCAGUGGUUGAAUAUGAAGCACUAAAUGUUAUUAUACGCUUAGUGGAGCAAACUCCAGCCCAGAUGGGAGAAGAAGCUGUGAGGUGGGCAAAACUGAUCAUUCCUCUGGUUGUCCAUUCCACUCACAAAGUGCAGUUACGAGGUGCCACUGCCCUGGAGAUGGGCAUGCCACUGCUGCUCCAGAAACAGCAGGAGGUGGCUGCUGUCACUGAGCACCUGAUGACCACAAAAUUAAUUUCAGAACUUCAGAAAUUGUUCUCUACAAAAAAUGAAACUUACGUGUUGAAAUUGUGGCCACUGUUUGUCAAACUACUUGGAAAGGCUCUGCAUCGUAGUGGCAGUUUUAUCAACUCCUUGCUGCAGCUGGAGGAGCUGGGGUUUCGUAGUGGUUCACCAGUGGUAAAGAAAAUAGCCUUCAUUGCAUGGAAGAGUCUAAUAGAUAAUUUUGCUCUAAAUCCAGAUAUCCUGUGCAGUGCUAAAAGGCUGAAACUGCUCAUGCAACCACUGAGUUCCAUCCAUGUGAGAACAGAGGCAUUGGCACUGACCAAGCUGGAGGUCUGGUGGUAUUUACUCAUGAGACUGGGUCCUCAGCUGCCUGCCAACUUUGAACAGGUUUGUGUACCAUUAAUCCAAAGUACUCUAAGUCUAGAUUCUUCUUCUACUGCACUGCAAGGAACUCCCUCACGUGUACCAGCCAACCAAAGUUUAGCUUCAGCAACCCCUGCACAGAAAUCAGGUCCUUACCCAUUUGCAAGCCCUGCCACACCAAGGAUGAACUUGAAUUCUAAUACAGCAGGACUGGUGGCCAUUCCUUCCAUCCAGCUGCUGGGAAUUGAAAUGCUGCUUCACUUCUUGAUGGGACCAGAAGUUUUAGAUUUUGCUAAGCAAAACAAAGUUGUGCUUAGUUUAGAGCCUCUCCAGAAUCCUCUGAUCAGUACCCCUUCUUUUUUUUGUAAGCACGCCAGCACCUUUAUAAAUGCAGUUCAGGAUGGGUUUAUUGCCAUUGGAAAAGAAGUUCCUGAUUGUAUGCUGAAUGUUAUAUGGAAGGACAUCAAUGGCUAUGUAAAGACAGCUAUUGAAUCAGGAAAUAAGAAAGAAAAGCAAGGCUCAGAAGUACUGACUUUGCUGCUCCAGGCCUUAAAAAACAUUGUUAGAUCCAAUGCUCUUCCUGUGCAGAAAAUAUUGUCCCUCAUUGAUAUUACUGUUAAGGAACUGCCACCAAAAGUGUUGGGAUCACCAGCUUACCAGAUUGCUGAUAUGGAUCUUUUAAAUGGAACACCAGCUUUGUUCUUACUCCAGCUGCCAUUCCAUAAUAACCUCUUGGAAUGCUGUGUCACAGAAGAGAGGUUCUUUGUCAUUCUGGAAACACUUGUGGGUUAUGUUCUGUCUGGGCCUACAUCUCCCCUGGCUUUCAGUGAGUCUGUGAACUGCAUUAUUAACCAGAGUGCAAAGGAAGUGGAAAAUAAGGAGCAUCUCUGGAGAAUGUGGAGUAUUGUUGUUAAUCCUCUCACUGAAUGGAUCAAUCGGACUAAUGAAGUAAACCAGGGUGAUGCACUGGAGCACAACUUCAGUGCUGUUUAUAGUGCCUUGUUGCUACCAGUGUCGCACAUCUUCCCCGUUCAGGGAUUUGCACAGCCAACGAUGAAGUCCUUGCUGCGCUCAUGGUCGGACUUGUACAGAGCCUUUGCUCGCUGUGCUGCUUUAGUUGCAACAGCAGAAGAAAACCUCUGCUGUGAAGAGCUCUGUGCCAAAAUAAUAGCUGGGCUAGAAGGUGAAACUCCAGUAAUGUGUUCAAUGAUGGAUGGAAUCACCCAUAUUCUGUCAGUUAUGGUUGACUGCAUCAACUUUGCACCAUAUGCUACUAAAUAUCAGCCAAAAAACAGAUCUCCACAGACCUCUGCAGAUUGGGCCAAGAAGAAGAAGGAGCCCCUUGGCAAGCUUGCAUCUCUAUUUAAACUCCUGGUGAUGUUGCUAAACUCUUUCCACGUGCUCAGCUCCAAAGAAACCUGCUCAGAAACAUUGGUUUCUGUUGGUCCUUCAAUUCUUGCCCUUCUUCACAACAUCAUCAGCCACAUUUCAUUGCCUUCAGUGAUUGGGAGUAUGUUUGCAGUCUUAUCCAAACCCCUGGCAGUCUUUUAUGAGAAGACAACGCUUCCUGAUGUCUCUAAAAUCUAUGGUCAUCUUAACAACAAGCUGGAAAAGCUGCUGGCUGAGAUAAUGCUGUGCCUGCAGUCUCACUGCACCGGCUCCUAUGAUGGUGAGCUGCUGGAGCAGCUCUCCCCGUUGCUCUGUGUCAUCUUCCAGCACAAGAGCAAACAGAUCCGUAACCAGGCAGCCCAGUUCUGGAAUGCCACAUUUGCCAAGGCUGCAGCACUGACCUACCCUGAGGAGCUGAAAGCUGUGUUGGGCCAAGCCAAAAAGAAAAUGCCACUCUUGCUGCCUGGGUUUGAGAACGUUGAGAUGGCCGAAGACUACAGCAGCCCUUUCUCUGAUGUGGUGGAGGACUCACAGCUGGAUGCAAAGAUAAGUGGAAUGGAAGUAAAGCUGGGCCAGAAACGAGACUCGAUGUUGGCGCAGACUACUGAAAUAGUAAAAGACAAAUCCAGUAACGCAGAAGCAACAUCUGCCAAGUUAAAACUAGAAUUUUCAUCUUCAAAGCCUAAAAGUGAGAUACUUCUGGAAGAGGAGGAAUCUGCUGAUUUCGUGUUCAUUCCUCCAGAAACAAAAACAAGAGUACUGACGGAGCAUCAAAAGGAAGUGCUUAGGUCAAAGAGGGUUGGCAUUCCUGCUAUGUACAACAAUUUGGACUCCUCACAAGACACAACCUUAUUCUCUCAGUACACUCAAAGCCAGGAAGAUUCUUUGGAGAAAUCCUCUUCAAUAGAAAAUGCAAAACAAGUUAUUAAAGAUGAGCCUCAGGAAGAAAAUGGAAAGAGUGAAGAAUGCAACAACAAAGCAGAUGGAAUCUCAGAGCCUCCUGCUGAGAAUGCUGCCUGUCUGCCCAAGUCAUCUGUAACUUGCCUGGAGGAGAGCUCAAGUUCAAAGAGUAAGACAGACCCCAAACAGGAAACAGAUGAAAUGGUUGUGGAGGAGCCAUCAGCUGGAGAGGGCUUAGAGACAAGCAGUGUGGAAGCAGCUCCAGAGCAGCCCUCAGAAGGGAAUGAAAACACCUCAAAUGUCAGCAGCAGCUCAGCUUCCAGCGACAUCAUCUCUGGCACCCCGCAGCCUGCCAGCCGCCGGCAGUCCUUCAUUACCCUGGAGAAGUUUGGUAGCUCAGAGAACAGACCUUUUAGCCUGUCACCUUUAAACAGUCUGUCAGAGAUGUCUGCAAGUGCUUCUGUGGCAGGGAACAAGAAAAACACAGCCUGCAAGACCAAUGCUGAGCCAGAGAAAGCUGAAGAAGACAAUAAAACACCUUCAAAAUUGGAGCCUGAGCAGAUCUUUACUGCCAUACGGAGGCUGACUCGGCGGCAGAGCAAGAUGGAGCAACAAGGACAAAAGCAGUCCAAGUUGUUAACCAAGUUAGAACAAGAGUCUUUGGCUUCCAGCAGUGUGGAAAAUAGUCCUGGACUACUUUCUGCAGAAGAUAUGGAACAAGUUCUCCUCGCUCAGUCCCAAGCUCUCCACUCUUCAGAUCUGGACAUUAAAAAAGCUGAAGGCAUCAUAGGAGAAAAAGAAAAGGACCGGGUAGCAGAUAUGGAUGCUAAAGAAAAUACACCUCCAGAGACCACUGUGUCCUCUGAGCAGGUGACAGGUGAGGAUAGCCAGGUUUCUGCUGUCUCUCCUAACCAGAAGGUACUAAGACGUUCUUUAAGACGGCGAUCAGAAGCUGCAGAAAGCACAGCAGGUAGUCAGGAUGCAGAAGAUGGCCACCAAAAGAGAAGCAGACAUAAAGACAAUGAAAAAUCUGGGCAGAAGAAGGUGCCACAGACUAAAGAUGAUGGAUCCCAAAAGCAGAAGGUGGUUUCUGGGAAGGUCACAGAAAGUACAAAUAAUAAACCAGAAAACAACUUGGUUGAGAGAACAGCUACAGAGGACUUGAGCUCCAAGGAGUCUCCUGCUUCACGGGGUCUUGAGGAAGUGAACAGAAGUGCAAGGAGGCCAGAAGAUAACUUGAAGGCUGACACCACAGAAGGUCAUGACAGCAGUGAGAGCACAGAAGGUCCGAUGCAGCUGAAACGGCCACGAUACCACACCAGAAGGUCUUCCCAAGGAUUGCUUUCCAGCAUUGAAAAUUCCGAGGCUGAAGGCUCUGAGACCAAGCAAGAAAGCACAAAGAGGAGAAAAUGUGCCAAAGUGAAAAGCAGAGAUGAUCCUCCCGAAGGCAAAUUGAAAGAGCUGCGGCCAGGAAGCUGUAGCCAGGAGGUGUCCUCCCAAGGAGGUGAAACUAAGAGCCUGGAGGCAGCAAAUCAAGCUGAGCCGAGCCGUGAGGUCAGCAGAGAUGCUGCACUAACAGCUGAACCAAACCAGGUCACCCCAACAGACAGUAGCAAAGCUAUGGCACCUGCCAGCUCUGAGACUUCACCUGACAUACAGAACACAAGUGUGGAGCAAAGCAAGAGCAACACACUGGUGCAGUUACUCACUGGUCCACCUGGAUCUGAUGAUCAAGGUUUGAAAGCAGCAGAGGAAACCAGCCACACUGAGAAGCCACCACCCCCAGAAGACUGUGCUUCAAGUGGUGAAAUUUCUUCUUCACAAACACCUGAUGGUCAGCUCAAGAGAAGCAAAAGACUGAAAAGAUUGAAGAACUGUAGCUGCUGUGUUAAAAACGUAAAGGAGGAAGUGGUGCCCUUCACCAGAUCCCAAAAAGAGAUCACUCCUGAAGAGAAUGAGCCCCAAACCACCCCAGUUCAGACAUCUGUGAGCACACCAGAGCUGUCUGGUAAUUUCCAGUCUGAUGAGAGCUUGUCCAUGGCACCUUGUGCAAUGAGCACUCCACUGCAUCCUCCCAAGCAGCUCAGUGUGUUGAAUGUGGAAGGAGACGGAUCCUCUGGAGAGAACCUGCAAGGCAAUAAUGUUGUGGUGGAGGAGAAUCUGGAUGCAGAGUGCCUUGAAGGUGAAAUUACUCUCUCCUUCGUGGAAAUACAAGGACCCUUUGAUCAGAUUGACCAAGCUGACCAGUGUCUGUCUGAGCCUGCUUCAGGUGAACCUUGUGACAGCAGUCUGGCAGCAGGGAACCAAAGUGAAGAACCAGCAGCUGCAGAAAAUGAAGACACAAAUGGAAACAGACAACUAGAGGAGACCCCUGAGGAGCUGGCUGUUAGCAAACCUGAGAGCAAACAGCUGAAUGAGCCAGAAAGCCCUCAUGAUGAUCACAAAGCUGAGAGCGUUGCAGGAGAAACUUGUGUUGCUGGAGAUGCAGAGGUGGAGGAGUUGGUGGAAACUGAAGUGACAGUGUCCAAAUCCGUGGCCUUAGACAAAGAGAAUGUAGCAGAAAACAGAGGUGUGGGGUCCCCUCAGAAGGCAGCGGAUGUCAGCUCUGCAGUCGGUGAGAGCCCCAAUGGUGUGCAGGCACGCUGUGUGUGGUCUCCUUCCGCUUCUCCCUCCACGGGCAUUUUAAAGAGAGGUAUCAAAAGAAGCCAAGAUGAUGAUUCCCUGUCACCUGCUAAUAAGAGCCGCCGUGUCUCCUUUGCAAACCCCAUUUACCAGGAGGGGCUGGCAGACGACAUCGACAGGAGGAGCCCUGUGGUCAGAUCCCAUUCUUCACCAUCUUCACAAAGCCUUAAAGUCUUGUCUAAUGGUCAGCCCAAGCGUAUCACCACUCCAACCAAAGGAUUUCUGCCCCUAGAACCACCUAAAUCUAAACUGAAAAGCUCCAAGAAGUGUUUAAUGCGGGAAAUGGCCACGGAGUCGCUGCCUUCCCAGAAGGAAUGUAUGUACCCUGCCUUGGUUGGCUGCAAGACCCCAGUCAGUGUCAUCCUACCUCAGAUCACAACAAGCCUCUGUGCCAGGGGCAUGGUGCAGGUCAUUCGAGCAAGGAACAUCAGGACUGUGGGGGACCUGAGCAACCUGACGGCGUCAGAGAUCGAGAACCUUCCCAUCCUCUCUCCCAAAGUUUACAACGUCAAGAAAGCUCUCAGAGGUUACCAUGAGCAGCAGGUCAAAUCUCGAGGACUUGAGGAAAUAGCAAUGCUUGAAGACGUGGACAAACCUUCUGAGGAUGCAGAGAAAGAGACCUUAACUGGAGAUGAGGAAGAAAUUCUUUGCACUCUGGUUGAAGCAGUUGUGCCAGCUCCAGCUGCAGCAGCCCCAGCAGAUCUCCUGAGCCAAAUGGAAGCGCUCUCUGCUCAGCUGAGCUCUGCAGAUCUCCUCCAGUGCUAUUCAGCAAGCCAGCUCUUCGAGAUGCAGGCAAAGCUGCUUGCCAUGACAAACUGCAUCAUGAGGAACCUGCAGGCCCGCUGGCAGCAGCCACCUCCUGAAGGUUCUUAG
Indicator indicator is the source of this 6903-nucleotide messenger RNA. RefSeq names its product replication timing regulatory factor 1 (gene RIF1). NCBI's taxonomy places the organism in Eukaryota, Metazoa, Chordata, Aves, Piciformes, Indicatoridae. The coding region runs from base 1 to 6903 and encodes 2300 amino acids. The transcript is spliced from 37 exons. Gene Ontology annotation, cellular component: nucleus. Gene Ontology annotation, biological process: telomere maintenance. The record is from RefSeq and is a predicted model, not a curated record.